Molecule: messenger RNA, 1276 nt
Organism: Nasonia vitripennis (jewel wasp)
Lineage: Eukaryota; Metazoa; Arthropoda; Insecta; Hymenoptera; Pteromalidae
Gene: Adi1
Product: 1,2-dihydroxy-3-keto-5-methylthiopentene dioxygenase
Exons: 4
Coding region: 381-938 (185 amino acids)
Molecular function (GO): acireductone dioxygenase [iron(II)-requiring] activity
Source: RefSeq, a predicted model, not a curated record
ACCUUAUAAAAGUGCUCGAUUGUGCAACCUUCUGGCUGCUUUUCUGUUGUGUUUUCCAUUUUGCUACUGAAAUAAAAUCAAUUUAAAAAAACAAAUUUAAAAAAUAUUCCUCUGCAUAACAGACAAUCUAUCAAUCAUCAAUCAAAAUUCAUCCACGUCACCUCCUUCCAAAUUACCAAUUUAAACAUCAGCCAGAUCGUAUCAUACUUAUAUAUUAUCACUCACAGACGCUAUUAUCUUCCCGCGAGACACUCAAUCAGCCGGUGGGCAGGGCAACUAGUUACACACUCAAAAACAAAAACCUCUCACAGCAUCACCAGUCGCUAUACUCACGUCUUCCUUUUGUCGUCUUCCUGAGGUAUCAAGUAAUACUCGAGGAUAUGGUUCGCGCUUGGUACAUGGACGAGAGUCUGGCCGACCAGCGGCUGGAGCAUCACCGGCAACCGCCCGAGUUCCUCAGUCUCGAGGAACUGUUCCGGCGCACCGGGGUCGAGCAUUUUGAGGUCAACUACAAAGAUUAUGAAAAUGAUGAAACUUUGAAGAGCUUGAGAGAAAAAAGGGGAUACAGUUAUGAAGAUGAAAUCACAUGCUCUAAGGAAUGUUUGCAGAAUUAUGAGGAAAAGUUGAAAAAUUUUUUCACCGAACACUUGCACACAGAUGAAGAAAUUCGUCUUGUGCUUGAUGGAUCUGGUUACUUUGAUGUUCGAGAUGACAAGGAUCAGUGGAUUCGUAUUGAAGUAAAAGCUGGAGAUUUGAUCAUCAUUCCAAGUGGCAUUUACCACAGAUUCACGUUGGACGUGAAUGAUUACAUUAAAGCUAAGAGAUACUUUGUUGGAGAACCCGUUUGGCUACCCUACAACAGACCAGUGGAUGAAAUGGAAUGCAGAAGACAAUAUUUAGAGCGCUUGAAGAAUGGUUUCCAAGUCCCAGUAGCUUAACUGUAGAAGUAUGAUGAUAAAGGUGAAGAUGAUGUAUAAUCAAAAGAUUACAUUUUUUAAUGCUUGUUAUAUACUACACAUUGUUAACUAUUACUAAUGAAAGGUAGUAAAUAAACAAUUACUGAAUAUUUAUUCAUUUUAAUUCUAUAUUUCUACUAUAUUACAUUUUCAUUAAUAAAACAUAAAACCAUAUAAAAGUUUGAAAUAAAAUCGGUUGAAAUUAAGUACCGAUUCCAGAGUUAAUAAAAUAAACUGUUUGUAUAGAGAUCUUAGAUAUGAAUUAUAGGUUUAUAUUUAGUUUUGAUUGCACAUAACCAUUUAACUUGCAAGCUGAAGUU